Messenger RNA from Budorcas taxicolor (takin), 1593 nucleotides. RefSeq names its product tyrosinase (gene TYR). Bases 1 to 1593 code for a protein of 530 amino acids. Gene Ontology annotation, biological process: melanin biosynthetic process; pigmentation. NCBI's taxonomy places the organism in Eukaryota, Metazoa, Chordata, Mammalia, Artiodactyla, Bovidae. The record is from RefSeq and is a predicted model, not a curated record. Gene Ontology annotation, molecular function: tyrosinase activity. The transcript has 5 exons.
AUGCUCCUGGCUGCCCUGUACUGCCUGCUAUGGAGUUUCCGGACCUCUGCGGGCCACUUCCCUCGAGCCUGUGCCUCCUCCAAGAGCCUGAUGGAGAAGGAGUGCUGCCCGCCCUGGGCGGGCGAUGGGAGCCCCUGUGGCCGGCUCUCGGGCAGGGGCUCCUGCCAGGACGUCAUUCUGUCCAUGGCACCACUCGGGCCUCAGUUCCCCUUCACGGGGGUGGACGACCGCGAGUCUUGGCCCUCCAUCUUUUAUAACAGAACUUGCCAGUGCUUUGGCAACUUCAUGGGAUUCAAUUGCGGAAGUUGUAAGUUUGGAUUUCGGGGACCCCGCUGCACAGAAAGGCGACUUUUGGUGAGAAGAAACAUCUUUGAUUUGAGUGUCCCAGAGAAGAACAAAUUUCUUGCCUAUCUCACUUUGGCAAAACAUACCACCAGCCCAGACUACGUCAUCCCCACGGGCACCUAUGGCCAAAUGAAUCAUGGAACAACUCCCCUGUUUAAUGACGUCAGUGUUUAUGACCUCUUUGUCUGGAUGCAUUAUUAUGUGUCAAGGGACACGCUGCUUGGGGACUCUGAAGUCUGGAGAGACAUUGAUUUCGCUCAUGAAGCCCCAGGUUUCCUGCCUUGGCAUAGACUCUUUUUGCUGCUGUGGGAACAGGAAAUCCAGAAGCUGACCGGGGAUGAGAACUUCACGAUUCCAUACUGGGACUGGAGAGAUGCAGAAAACUGUGAGGUUUGCACAGAUGAGUACAUGGGAGGUCGCAACCCUGCAAACCCUAAUCUACUCAGCCCAGCAUCCUUCUUCUCCUCUUGGCAGAUCGUCUGCAGCAGACUGGAGGAGUACAACAGUCGCCAGGCUUUAUGCAACGGGACGUCUGAGGGACCAUUACUGCGCAAUCCUGGAAACCACGACAAAGCCAGGACCCCGAGGCUCCCCUCCUCGGCUGAUGUGGAGUUUUGCCUGAGUUUGACCCAGUAUGAAUCAGGUUCCAUGGAUAAAGCUGCCAACUUCAGCUUUAGAAAUACCCUGGAAGGAUUUGCUAGUCCGCUUACUGGGAUAGCAGAUGCCUCUCAGAGCAGUAUGCACAAUGCCUUGCACAUCUACAUGAACGGAACAAUGUCCCAGGUACCAGGAUCUGCCAAUGAUCCCAUCUUUCUUCUUCAUCAUGCGUUUGUUGACAGUAUUUUUGAACAGUGGCUUCGAAAGUAUCAUCCUCUUCAAGAUGUUUAUCCAGAAGCUAAUGCACCCAUUGGGCACAACCGGGAAUCCUACAUGGUUCCUUUCAUCCCUCUCUACAGAAACGGUGAUUUCUUUAUUUCAUCCAAAGAUCUAGGCUAUGACUAUAGCUACCUACAAGAUUCAGAACCGGACAUUUUUCAAGAUUACAUUAAGCCCUACUUAGAACAAGCACGUCGAAUCUGGCCGUGGCUCACUGGGGCAGCUGUGGUUGGGUCUGUCCUUACUGCUGUGCUGGGAGGACUUACUAGCCUGUUAUGUCGUCGAAAGAGAAACCAGCUUCCAGAAGAAAAGCAGCCCCUGCUCAUGGAAAAAGAGGAUUACCACAAUGUGUUGUAUCAGAGCCAUUUAUGA